Messenger RNA from Lactuca virosa, 297 nucleotides. Lineage: Eukaryota; Viridiplantae; Streptophyta; Magnoliopsida; Asterales; Asteraceae. The record is from the annotation of a GenBank genome assembly.
AUGGGAUUUGGGAGUUUGUUACAGAUGAAGAUGAUUGACAAACCGUUAAAGAUUGUUUAUUAUGUUCUUGGUCAUUUUAAUUUUGAAACUUUGAAGGUGGAGUUUGAGAAUUGUCAACUUAGUGUUGAUAGUAAAUCUGUUCAUGAGAUGUUAGGAUUACCAUCUGGUGGCUCAUUACUUUCAAACAUGGAUUACAUUUCCGAGAAUAAUGAAGAGAUUGUAUGUUUGAGUGGAAGAAAUAGUAUGGAAAUAUUUGAUAAAUUGAGAUCGAAACAGCUAAAGAAUGAACUUGUUUGA